Molecule: messenger RNA, 1125 nt
Organism: Linepithema humile (Argentine ant)
Lineage: Eukaryota; Metazoa; Arthropoda; Insecta; Hymenoptera; Formicidae
Biological process (GO): chemosensory behavior; sensory perception of taste; male courtship behavior
Cellular component (GO): membrane; dendrite; axon
Source: RefSeq, a predicted model, not a curated record
AUGAAAAAACCAAUAGCAACAGUAAGAACGCCUUUCCAAAAUCUAAAAUUCUUAAUAAUUCUCAAUAAAUUAUUGGGUUUACUUUCGUGCAAAUUAGUGAACGGACGAUUUAAAGAAAGCAGUGUUUGGGGUCGCGGUUACUGUGCACUUUGGUUAUUAUUUCAUUGCGCGUAUUCCAGCUAUUUUUAUUACACGAUGUACAUGGCAACACCUGCUGAAAAAGCUGAGAAGCUCUUUGCGCUCGGUAUCGUACGGUUUAGUGCGUUUUUCAUCUCGUUGCUUCCUUACAAUUACUUAGGAGUCUUUCGAAGCCAAGAUUUUAUUAUGUUUUCCGAAAAACUUGAAGCUUAUGACGAUAAGGCAACAGCAUUAGGGCAUCAAAGGAAAGAUAAACACAUUUUCACGUGGCUGUAUUUUGCGUACACAUUUAGCACAAUAUUCAUAAAGACGUAUAACAUAUUGAAUAGCAGUAUACCUGAAGGAAGGGAAAUGAUAGUUACGCAGACGUUCGAAACCGUCAUUCCUACUAUCUGUGGCACCUACUGCGUUUUCAUAAGCGCGAUAUUCCUGGAUUUGAUUCGCCAACGUUUCCGUCAUCUGAACGAGGUGAUAGUUCCUUACGUUUCGGAGUUGCCAGUAACCGGAUUGAAGGGCGAAAUCACAGUUUACGAUGUGCGCUAUCUGCACGGUGUGCUCAUCGACAGCGCAGGACUGAUAAAUAGGAUGUACGGGAUAGGCACCUUACUCACCUUCGGAUCCAUAUUGCUGGAAUUCAUUUCUGUUAUAUAUUUAUUCAUAACAGAUGUCCAGGACAAUGCGACAGUGAUAUUGCUAGACUUACUCUUUCAAACUAUUUACCUGUUUGCGAUGUAUCACUGCGCAACUUACGAGGCGAAUCGCGUUGAAGAGCGUGUGCUGAAAUAUGGAUUAUCCUUCAAAAAUUCCAAAUGUCGUAUGGAUAAAAUUGAGAUGAUGUUAUAUUUUUAUCAUAACAGAUUUACUUUCACGGCAGCGGAAUUUUUCAUAAUAGAUUUAACGAUACUUCUUCCGAUUGCUUCCACGGUAUCAACAUAUUUAACUUUAAUAAUAAAUUAAAUCCUGUAAUAAGUAGUCCAAAGAUUAAUA